ACCACAUUUUAAUGGUAUAUGUAUUUAAGCUUUGAAAUUCAUCAUAGGACAAUGUUGCUUUGUAGUACCCAGUACAAGCCAUGUCAUAUGAUGAUUGAACCAAUUUGGCUCUCUGACACAUCUCAUCAUUAACUCUAUUGUGCCUAUUUACUCUUUCUCAGCUUUCUCUUUCACACCCUCUUCAGUAGUAUUUAUCUCUCUCUAUAUAUAUCUAUAUAUCUAUAGAUAUAUACACACACUUCUGUGUUCUGUUCUUUUCCUGUUCUUCAAAAAGCUUCCCUCACUGUCACUAAAGUCUACCCAUUUGCUAAUCUCUUCUACACAGUCCAAAAUCAAAGAAAAGUCUUCACUUUGACCAACAAUGGCUGAAAAAGAUGAUGGUUUGGGAUUGGGGUUGAGUUUGAGAUGGGGAGAAAAUGAUGAUAAUAACAUGAAUGAACAACACCCUUUCAUCAUGCACAAACCUCCUCAUCCUGUUCCAAACCAUAGGGCUUCUUCUUUCAAUAGUUUGUUCCAUUUCCAUGGUGCGUCUCAUGUGACCAAUCGAAGCUCUGAGCCACCACCUUUCUUCUUUGGAAUAGACGUGAACUUGCCACCACCACCAUCGGUGGCACCAUGCUACGAGGAGAACGGUGUGUCUUCGCCAAACAGUGCAGUUUCGAGCAUCAGCGGGAAGAGGAGCGAAAGAGAGGAGAAUGAGAGGGGGUCAUGUUCUCUAGGCGGAAGUGAAGAUGAUGACGGCGGAGGAUGCGGCGGUGAUGCCGAUACAUCGAGGAAGAAGCUCAGGUUGUUGAAAGAACAGGCCUUGGUGCUUGAAGAAACAUUCAAGGAACACAACACUCUGAAUCCUAAACAAAAGCAAGCUUUGGCAAAGCAGUUGAAUCUGAAUCCUAGACAGGUUGAAGUGUGGUUUCAAAACAGAAGAGCAAGGACCAAGCUGAAGCAGACUGAAGUGGAUUGUGAAUACUUAAAGAGGUGCUAUGAGAAUCUUACGGAUGACAAUAGGAGGCUACAGAAGGAAGUUCAAGAGCUAAGAGCAUUGAAGUUUUCCCCACAGCUCUACACGCACAUGAACCCUCCAACCACUCUUACAAUGUGCCCUUCCUGUGAGCGUGUUGCUGUCUCAUCUGCAUCCUCCUCAUCGGCCGCCAUGCCUUCUGUGCCGCCUUCAUUCAAUCACAACCCAUUAGGCCCUACCAUCCGGCGGCCUGUGCCUGUCAACCCUUGGGCGGCGAUGUCAAUUCAGCACCGUCCCCCACCAUAA
This is a messenger RNA of Vigna umbellata (rice bean), 1264 nucleotides long. Its product is annotated as homeobox-leucine zipper protein HAT3-like. Gene Ontology annotation, cellular component: nucleus. Gene Ontology annotation, biological process: regulation of DNA-templated transcription. Lineage: Eukaryota; Viridiplantae; Streptophyta; Magnoliopsida; Fabales; Fabaceae. The record is from RefSeq and is a predicted model, not a curated record. Gene Ontology annotation, molecular function: sequence-specific DNA binding; DNA-binding transcription factor activity, RNA polymerase II-specific.